CUCAUCCUCAAACUGGACGGUCUCCCCGGAACUCCCACAGCCGUAGCGGCUGUCAACGUUUUAACAUUGGGUUUCGGUCCAAUACUAUGGAAAAAGACGGAUGGAAAUACUGAUGACAGUCCGAAAGAUCGCCUCGAUUUGUACGAUGGGCGCCAAUGCCUCCGCUUUGGAGAAGGAGAUUGGACCAGAACAGUUUCCCGUUAAUGAACACUACUUUGGAUUGGUCAACUUUGGGAACACCUGCUACUGUAACUCGGUGCUGCAGGCCCUCUACUUCUGCCGUCCGUUCAGGGAGAAGGUCUUGGCCUACAAGGUCCAGCCCAGACGUAAAGAGUCACUGCUCACCUGUCUUUCUGACCUCUUCAACAGCAUCGCCACGCAGAAGAAGAAGGUGGGAGUCAUCCCUCCCAAGAAGUUCAUCUCACGUCUGAGGAAAGAAAAUGAGCUGUUUGACAACUACAUGCAACAGGAUGCCCACGAGUUCCUCAACUACCUCCUCAACACUAUCGCUGACCUGCUGCAGGAGGAGGAGAAGAGCCAGGAGAGACAGCAGAAUGGAAAACUGUUACAGAACGGAGGAGGAGGAGGAGGAGUUGGGGGCAGCAGUGGGACGGGAGGAGGACAGGGUGAGGAGGGGGAGAAGACACAGCAGACCUGGGUCCACGAGAUCUUCCAGGGAACCCUAACAAACGAGACACGCUGCCUCAACUGUGAAGCUGUGAGCAGUAAAGACGAAGACUUCCUGGACCUGUCUGUAGAUGUUGAGCAGAACACCUCCAUCACACACUGUCUCAGGGGUUUCAGCAACACAGAGACACUAUGUAGUGAAUACAAGUACUACUGUGAACAGUGUCGGAGUAAACAGGAAGCACAGAAAAGGAUGCGUGUGAAGAAGCUGCCUAUGAUCCUGGCCUUACAUCUGAAGAGGUUUAAAUACAUGGACCAGCUGCAGCGCUACACCAAGCUGUCCUAUCGCGUCGUCUUCCCUCUGGAGCUCCGCCUCUUCAACACCUCAGGAGACGCCACCAACCCCGACCGCAUGUACGAUCUGGUCGCCGUGGUCGUCCACUGUGGAAGUGGUCCAAACCGUGGUCAUUACAUCACCAUCGUGAAGAGUCAUGGGUUCUGGCUCCUGUUUGAUGAUGACAUCGUAGAGAAAAUCGACGCCCAGGCGAUCGAGGAGUUCUACGGUCUAACGUCGGACAUUUCCAAGAACUCUGAGUCCGGUUACAUCCUGUUCUAUCAGUCCCGGGACUGAACCAGCCAAUGGGAUUUGGACUCAGCAUAGGGAGGGGCGUGGGCUACCACAGGCCCCGCCCAGCCCACCAUCCGUUAUAAAUAUUCAGGCUUUACAGCAGAGCUUUGCACUGUGGAGCACCAGGAAGACGGAUGGAGGAUCUUCAGCAGACAGGAGCCAACGAUGGCCGAGCAACCCAUCAGUGUGACAGGAUAUGACUUCAUUAGAGAAGAAGAUCAGCGACCAGGGAUUGUUAUGCUUCGUCAUAGUCAUCAUCAUCCUAGUCAAGAUCGUCCUGAUGGUCUUUCUCUCUAUGAUUUGACGGUAGAUUAGAAAAUAUGUUUGCUUGGCUAGCUCGCCGCUUACAUAGCGUGUCGUCAUUACUGGUGUCCUUGUCAUACAUAGUGCCACUUGCAGUGGUGUUAAACAGCAGCUUGGUUGGAUGAAAAGUAGAUCUGCCAUUUCCAGAAUGUUCUCUGUUGUUGUUGGUUUGGAGAGUGGGGUGGAGAGAAGAGUUUGGUCCCUUUUUGCAGCCCAGCAGGCCCGUGUUUAUAUUAUGGUUUGGAUGCCAAAAGCUGCACAAAUAUCUGUUUUUGAAGGGACACGUGUGCUCUCUAGCUCCCCUCUGGCAACAACAGUAAACUACACCACACACACCACACACACACAACAAAACGCCUGCCAACCACAUAUGUAUGUUGUCUGUCUCCUAAUCAAGCAAGUUUCUCCAUUGGUGUCAAUGGCAGUGUUUCAAAUGGCACCCUAUUUAUUUAUCUAGUGCACUCCAAACGUACUGCACUAGAUAUGGAGUAGGUUCUCAUUUAGCUCCUCCACUUCCUGUCACCUGAUCUGAACCUUCCAAUCAGAGCCUGUUGUUUUUUGAAUGCACAAGUUAACCAAACAUAGCUGUUGUUUGGUCAUGUUAAAUAUGUGUUACACUGCCAGUUGGAGUAACUAACUUCACUCUUUAUAGGCUACGUCCCAAUAUCUAUACCAGCACACUGCUAAGUAUGCAUGCCCAAUAUAUUCUAAGUAGUAUGCUAGUGCAGAUUUUGGAACGGAACUGAUUUCUCUCAACAGAGAGCAACAUGGAAUAUGGCCCACUAUUCAUAAAGCUUCUCUGAGUAGGAGUGCUGAUCGAGUAUUGGUUUGGCCAUGUAGAUCGUAACCAAUCAGAUUCUUAUGGACAGGGACCUGAUCCUAGAUCAGAGGUUUUAUGAAUACAGGUCCUGAUCCGUAGCUCUGGACAUGGGAGGUGUUUUAUAUAUUAUAUUAGCUAGGACUAGAGUGGGUCCUGUGUUAAGUUGAAUGUACAGUAAGGAACUGGCUUCUCAUUGGUUGGCCCGUACACAGGUCCUGGGGUCUCAACCUAUCCUGACCAGUAAUAGUUAUAUAUCUGCACCACAAAUGGCACCCUAUUCCCUACAUAGUGCACUAUUUUUUACUUUGGCUUGUAGGGUCUCAUAGGUGCAUUUGGAGUGUGGGAGAGUUAAACUCAUUAACUUAGGCCUACUGUGGACCUAUCUACCUAGUAAACACUAGUACACUCCUCUAGCCUACAGACUACUAUCUACCUAGUAAACACUAGUACACUCCUCUAGCCUACAGACUACUAUCUACCUAGUAAACACUAGUACACUCCUCUAGCCUACAGGCUACUAUCUACCUAGUAAACACUAGUACACUCCUCUAGCCUACAGACUACUAUCUACCUAGUAAACACUAGUACACUCCUCUAGCCUACAGGCUACUAUCUACCUAGUAAACACUAGUACACUCCUCUAGCCUACAGGCUACUAUCUACCUAGUAAACACUAGUACACUCCUCUAGCCUACUGUAGACCUAUCUACCUAGUAAACACUAGUACACUCCUCUAGCCUACUGUAGACCUAUCUACCUAGUAAACACUAGUACACUCCUCUAGCCUACUGUAGACCUAUCUACCUAGUAAACACUAGUACACUCCUCAGAGCCUAUAUGGUUUACUCUCUCUGAGUCACAAAGGAUACCCUAUUUAUUGUGUGUGUGUAUUAAACAGUGGUUUGACCCCUUUCUUUUUCUAUAGGUUAUUGCUGACUGCGAUUGACACACACACACACACACACAUACGGCCAACACACUUGGGUUGAUUUUUGUGUUUGGAGUAAGCGACCUGCGAACACACACACACACACACAGAGCAGGACACAGUACUGAAAAACAGCUUUCUGUAGUGUGUAUUCCAGCCUAGCUUGGAGGGACAUGAAAUGCAGCCUAAUGGUCCGUAAAUACUGUUCGGCUCUAGCCGCUUCAUAUGUUACUGACACACUACACUGUUCUGUAAUGAAUCCUGUUUACUUCCUGGUUCUGUCUCAGUAGUCUAACGGGGCUUCUCCAUCUCCUCUCUGUCUGCAGUGAUGUAUAAACACUGUUCUAUAAUGAAUCCUGUUUUACUUCCUGGUUCUGUCUCAGUAGUCUAACGGGGCUUCUCCAUCUCCUCUCUGUCUGCAGUGAUGUAUAAACACUGUUCUGUAAUGAAUCCUGUUUACUUCCUGGUUCUGUCUCAGUAGUCUAACGGGGCUUCUCCAUCUCCUCUCUGUCUGCAGUGAUGUAUAAACACUGGUCUGUAAUGAAUCCUGUUUUACUUCCUGGUUCUGUCUCAGUAGUCUAACGGGGCUUCUCCAUCUCCUCUCUGUCUGCAGUGAUGUAUAAACACUGGUCUGUAAUGAAUCCUGUUUUACUUCCUGGUUCUGUCUCAGUAGUCUAACGGGGCUUCUCCAUCUCCUCUCUGUCUGCAGUGAUGUAUAAACACUGGUCUGUAAUGAAUCCUGUUUUACUUCCUGGUUCUGUCUCAGUAGUCUAAUGGGGCUUCUCCAUCUCCUCUCUGUCUGCAGUGAUGUAUAAACACUGGUCUGUAAUGAAUCCUGUUUUACUUCCUGGUUCUGUCUCAGUAGUCUAACGGGGCUUCUCCAUCUCCUCUCUGUCUGCAGUGAUGUAUAAACACUGGUCUGUAAUGAAUCCUGUUUUACUUCCUGGUUCUGUCUCAGUAGUCUAACGGGGCUUCUCCAUCUCCUCUCUGUCUGCAGUGAUGUAUAAACACUGGUCUGUAAUGAAUCCUGUUUUACUUCCUGGUUCUGUCUCAGUAGUCUAACGGGGCUUCUCCAUCUCCUCUGUCUGCAGUGAUGUAUACACACUGGUCUGUAAUGAAUCCUGUUUUACUUCCUGGUUCUGUCUCAGUAGUCUAACGGGGCUUCUCCAUCUCCUCUGUCUGCAGUGAUGUAUAAACACUGGUCUGUAAUGAA
This is a messenger RNA of Oncorhynchus keta (chum salmon), 4519 nucleotides long. Its product is annotated as ubiquitin carboxyl-terminal hydrolase 12-like. NCBI's taxonomy places the organism in Eukaryota, Metazoa, Chordata, Actinopteri, Salmoniformes, Salmonidae. Bases 101 to 1258 code for a protein of 385 amino acids. Gene Ontology annotation, cellular component: cytosol; nucleus. The record is from RefSeq and is a predicted model, not a curated record. Gene Ontology annotation, biological process: protein deubiquitination. Gene Ontology annotation, molecular function: cysteine-type endopeptidase activity; cysteine-type deubiquitinase activity. The transcript is spliced from 10 exons.